Molecule: messenger RNA, 842 nt
Organism: Drosophila busckii
Lineage: Eukaryota; Metazoa; Arthropoda; Insecta; Diptera; Drosophilidae
Product: ribosomal RNA processing protein 36 homolog
Exons: 3
Coding region: 58-798 (246 amino acids)
Biological process (GO): maturation of SSU-rRNA from tricistronic rRNA transcript (SSU-rRNA, 5.8S rRNA, LSU-rRNA)
Cellular component (GO): 90S preribosome; nucleolus
Source: RefSeq, a predicted model, not a curated record
CACAACACAACACGUGAAAGUUUGUUUAUUGUUUUUAAUUAUUGUAUUUUUGCUUAAAUGGCAUCUUCAAGUGAGUCCUCAGCCGAAUCAGAGCAUGAAAUUGCCAGUGAUAAUGAAACGCAGGCUGCAAUCCGCGAAGACCUCAAGUCAAUGUCCUUUGAGGAAAUUAUGCAGCUGAAAGAGCAACUGGGCGCCAAGGUUUAUAAGGAAGCAGUGUUGGGUGGAAAAGCCUCCCAGUCAAGACAGCCAAAGGAAAGGAACGAACUUAAGCGUCUUAAUAAAAACAGACCACGCGAGCUAAGUGCAAAGAGGCAGGUGCCGUUUCUGGGAGCUGAGCUGCGUGUAGAGCGAAAGAAACAGAAAGAGGCAGAGCUACGUGAUCCGCGCUUCGAUGAAAGAGCGGGCGAUUAUAAUGUGGAAACCUUUAAAAAGAAUUACAAGUUUAUCAGCAAAAUACGUGACAAGGAAGUGGGCAAAUUGAAAAAAGAGUUGACUGAAGUACAGAAUGGCGAAGAAAAACAAAAAAUCAGGCACACUAUGCAGCGUCUUAUUAACAAAAAUGUAGAAGACAAAAAAUGGCAUCUCAAGCAACACCUGUUGAAAAAGGAACGUGCUGAAAUACAGAAGGCACACAAUGAAGGCCGUCAACCUCACUAUGCAACAAAAAAGGAAAGACGAGCCAAGGAACUGGUGGCCCAAUUCGAACAUCUGAAGAAUACAGGAAAGCUCAACAAACAUCUUGAGAAGCGACGCAAGAAGAACGCUGCCAAGGAUCGCAAUCGCAUUAGCAUAGAAUAGUUAUUUUUUUAGUUGAAAAUGUAUAUUAACGAUUAAACAAUUUA